This is a messenger RNA of Parastagonospora nodorum SN15, 1439 nucleotides long. RefSeq lists its product as hypothetical. Gene Ontology annotation, cellular component: cell cortex; cytoplasmic vesicle; cytoskeleton. The record is from RefSeq and is a predicted model, not a curated record. Gene Ontology annotation, biological process: establishment or maintenance of cell polarity; actin filament organization; cortical cytoskeleton organization. Gene Ontology annotation, molecular function: GTPase activity; protein kinase binding; GTP binding. The coding region runs from base 406 to 1008 and encodes 200 amino acids. The transcript is spliced from 6 exons. Lineage: Eukaryota; Fungi; Ascomycota; Dothideomycetes; Pleosporales; Phaeosphaeriaceae.
GCUCAUGCCGAGAAAUUGAAGUAAUUCGCACCUCGCACUUCGCAUUUCGCACGUCUCCAGUGCUGCACUCACCUCGCCAUCUGAAAGCCAGUGGUCUGUGCCAUUUUACCAUCGACUCGCGCAGCCCAUCAACCUUUCCAAUCACCCGCCGCUGCCAAGCGAUAGACCCCCAUAGCUUCCGCGCCAUAACAAAGUCGCUGAACACUCCUGCUGGCCCGCCUACUGUCUCCUAUCCGCAUCCGCAUCACUGCACCUACCUUGCGUGCUGAUCUGGUCCUCGUGCAGCAUCUUCAGAGCUCCGCACUUAGCUACCUUUCUCCCCGACGCCGCCCCAUCAAUCUCGCCGAACAGGGCCCAAGGAUCCUCGGACGACUCUAAACAGACGUCGCGCAUACCACAUCGACCAUGGCUGCCCCAGCUACUCAAUCUCUCAAGUGCGUUGUCACGGGUGACGGUGCCGUUGGCAAAACAUGUCUUCUCAUCUCGUACACGACAAACGCUUUCCCUGGAGAGUACAUUCCCACAGUAUUCGACAACUACUCCGCAAAUGUUAUGGUGGAUGGCAAGCCCAUUAGUCUUGGAUUGUGGGAUACCGCUGGUCAGGAGGAUUACGACCGACUGCGGCCACUCUCUUACCCGCAGACGGACGUUUUCCUAAUCUGCUUUUCCAUAGUCAGCCCACCGUCAUUCGACAACGUAAAGGCAAAGUGGUACCCCGAGAUCGACCAUCAUGCACCCGGCGUGCCCAUCAUACUCGUCGGAACAAAGCUGGAUUUGAGGGACGACGAAGGGACCAAGGAGUCGCUGAGGCAGAAGAAGAUGGCGCCCAUCCAGUAUGAGCAGGCCGUCAUGGUCGCAAAGGAGAUUAAAGCACAAAAGUACCUAGAGUGCUCUGCGCUAACCCAGCGCAACCUUAAGAGUGUAUUCGACGAGGCAAUCCGUGCCGUGCUCAGUCCUCGUCCCCAGCAGCAGGCAGCGAAGAAGAAGUCCAAGUGCACCAUCUUAUAAGCGUCGAGGAGUUGUAAUCAGGAGUGGACCGAGAGCUUGAAUAUCUGCAUCGACCCACAUCCAGCAUGAAAGAGGGCAGGAUCGCGACUCGAUUCGACUGGGCAGCACUAAUCACUGCGCGGCCGUUAUGGAAUUGGCGUGGUCAGGCAAACGCAAGAUAUCUCAGCAUUUGGCACAAUCUACACAUGAACAGCGUUUGCUUGCAGCAUUUGCAGUUUCUCCUGCGUUUUGCAGAAGCACACAUAUAAUCACGCUUUGGGUUUUGCUGCAUUACUUUCCUUGGGCGCAGUAUAUUCAUAGGACUGGCUUAGCAUUACCCAUAGAUCUGUUUCCUGCACGAAGCCACGCCCAACAAUGACCUCGUGACGAAAGAUGAGCCGUGCAUGCGCAAGGCGACAUAGACAGCAUUAGUGCCAUGUACGUGUACGAAA